CACAUUUUGCUGGUAAGUUAUUUAAUACGUUAUUUUUCUAAUUUUGUUGAAAAUGUCUGAAAACAUGUUAAACAUCGAGGACAUGGAAGUUGUUCUUGAUGACAACUUGGGAUUGGAUGAUUCUUCUUCUGUAAUCAUAGCAGAAAAUAAUCCAGAUGAAGACAUUAUAUUAGAUGAUGAUAUAUUUGAUAGUUUAUUGGUACAAGAAAAUGAAACAGCUACUAUUGAAACAAAGAUCGUAGUACCUUCUGAUUCUACUGAUGCUGAAGAAUUAGCUGUUGUUUACAAUUUAGAAGGAAACACUAUUCAACACUAUGAAGUUAGUCAAGAAAAAUCUGAGAGUAAGCCUUCUACUAGUAUAAAAAGAAAAUUAAGUUGUAGUGGUGAUGAAUCUGCUGUAGAAUUACCUAGAUCUAGACAGAUGGGGAAAAUACCAAUAGCUUUACGAGGUUUGAUAGGACAAGCCAAGAUGAUGAUGAUUCAAAAAAACUGUUCUAUGGCAAUUCAAAUAUGUAUAAAUAUAUUAAAAGAAUGUCCCAAUGCUUCAGAACCAUUUUUUACAUUGUCAGAUAUUUAUGAACAAAUGGGUGAUAUGAAGAAAAGUUUAGAAACUGCUGUUAUUGGAAGUAGUUUAAGUUCUGUUACAUCCGAGGAUUGGGUAUUGUUAGGAGAAAAUUGUGAAGCAAAUAACAUGUUAUCACUCACUGAUUUUUGUCUAACUAAAGCAAUUCAAAAAGAUAAAAGAAAUCUAGAUUUACAUAUUAAAAGAGCCUCGAUAUUAGAAAAAUUAGGUACUGCCAAAACUAUUUUAAAUGAAUAUGACCGCCUACUUCGUAAAUUAAGACCUGAUCAAAAAGAUUCAAUUUUAGCUCUAUCAAAGUUAUUGAUUGAUAGUUUUGUAAAAGAAAACAAAUAUGAUCGUGCAUCAAAUAUUAUGAUCUAUUUAUUUAAAAAAUUUCCUGAUGAUAUUAAUCCUAAAGAUUUUUCUCUCUGCUUAGAUUAUCUAAUAAAACUCAAGAAUUAUAAAAAAUGUUUUGAAUUAUUAGUUGAAUAUUAUGGUUUUGAGUUUGUUGCUGAUUUACAUGAAGGUACAUCUAUUAUUACUGAAGUUGUUGAAUGUGUAGUUCCACCUACAAUGCCUGUAUUAGUUCGUGUAAAAUUAAUAGAAACUCUUAUUCACCUUAAAGCACACUCGAAACUAUCAAACAUUUAUCAACCUUUAUUAGAUUUACCAAUGGCAAGUCAAUAUCAUAUGGAUAUUGCUAAUGCUUUGUUUGAUGAUGACCAACAUGGCCAUGCAAUAUUAUUUUAUGAAAAAUUAUUAAAAUGUAAUAAUGGUCAAUUUGAUGAAACUGUUAUAAAAAUUAAGUAUUCAGAUUGCUUAAAAACCCUAGGUCAUUUGGAAAAAGCAGUAGAUAAUUACAAUAAAUUACUAGAAAGUAAUCCUAAACAUUUAAAAGUAAAGUUUGACUUGUAUAUGUCAUUAAAACAGCUUAAUAAAAUAGGAAAAAGUUUUGAAGUUUUACAAAAUGGUAUUUUUGAUAGUUAUGAAUGCCGACUUUUGUAUGAAUAUGCUAUUAUUUUAUUUGAUAAUGACCAAAAGUUUGAUGAUUGUUUAAGAGCAACCAAACUUAUGUUAUCUCGUCACUGUGUACCAAUAAAUUCACUUGGAGAAGUAAAAACUAUGAUGGCAAUUCAAAAAGGAGAAUAUCGUCAUGAUGCCCUACUAAUUAUGAAAAAAGUUGCUGAAAAUUUUUGUCCUGAAACUAUUUUAACUAUUAAUCCAUUACCUUCAGCUCAAGAUGAAUGGAAUUUGUUAAUAAAAAUUUGUGAAAAAUGUACUGAAAAAAACAAUAAUUAUGAACCUUUAAAAAUGUUGCUUUCAGCUAUUAAUUCAACAAUAUUUUUACCUUUUAAUAAUCAAAUUAUUUUAAAUUCUAUCAAGUAUGCUUAUAAAGUACGUGCUUAUAAAUUAGGUUUUAUGUUAGCUAGGCGUCUUUUAAUGAAACAUCCACAAGCACCACAAUUAGCUAAUAUUUACAAUUUUUUCUUCAAUUUAUGUACAGUAAAAAAGCAAGCAAAGUUUAUAUUUCGUUUAGCUGCUAAGUAUCCUGAUAAUAUUGCAUUAAAUAUUCUUGACACUAAUGUAUUUAAUGACUCAUAUAACCAUCAAUUAGUUGUAUCCAGGUAUACUGAGCUAUUAAGUAAAUUUGAAGAUAAAAGUACUUUAUAUUUUAUGUUAGGAGUUCUUGUACUUAGACUUUGUACAUUUAAAGUAGGCACAGAAAGACAUAGCUUAAUACUUCAAGGUAUUGGAUUUUUAAUGAAUUAUAAAGACCAUAGAGGUGAAGAACAUGAACAAGAAUGUUAUUAUAAUAUUGCAAGAGCAUAUCAUGAAGUUGGUAUGGUUUCAAAAGCUAUUCAUUACUAUAAAAAAGUUCUGGAAUUAGAACCAUUUCAAGAAGAUCAUUGUCUAAAGGCAGCUGCUGCUUAUAAUUUAUACUUAAUAUACAAAAGUUCAGAAAAUUAUGAUGUAGCAUUAAUGUAUUUAAGUUAUAAUCAAGUGUGAUAUUAUUUUUAUUUUAACUGCAUUAAGCCCAUGUAGAGAUAUAUUUAAUAUACAAGAUUAUGGGCAUUAUUAUGCUCAUAAUGUUUUUAAGUUAAUAAGAAACAUUUGUUAUUAGUUUUCUACUUUUUUCAUUAAAAAUUGUUGAUAUAAUCUUUUUAUUAUUGUGUGCUAUAUAAUGUUUUACCACUGUCUUAUUUUACCUACAUCAGUUUUAUGUUAUAAUAAACUCCUA
Molecule: messenger RNA, 2801 nt
Organism: Daktulosphaira vitifoliae (grape phylloxera)
Lineage: Eukaryota; Metazoa; Arthropoda; Insecta; Hemiptera; Phylloxeridae
Product: general transcription factor 3C polypeptide 3
Exons: 1
Coding region: 53-2569 (838 amino acids)
Biological process (GO): transcription by RNA polymerase III
Cellular component (GO): transcription factor TFIIIC complex
Molecular function (GO): protein binding
Source: RefSeq, a predicted model, not a curated record